AUGCCGCGCCUAGAGGACGUUAAAAUUCCCGCGAAGCUGCAAGCGCUGCUGGAGAAAGCUCCUCCGCCCGCGCCAGGAGCGCCGAUCGGAAGCACACUGCUAAGCAUCGGCGGCUUCAGCUUCGGCGGAAGUGGCGGAGGAUCGGCAGCUGCCGCGGGAGCCGGUGGCGGAAGCGGAGGCGGAGGCGGAGUGACCCUCCCCCCGCGCCUCCCCGUGCACCAGCUGGGGGGGGUGAAAAACCGACUUAAUCUACAGGUGCAUCACGAUCAGUCGUCGUUCUCGCGUGCGACGUCGCAACCGUCGCCCAAGUCGUCGGCUGCGACAGCCCCUGCGAGCCAGGAGCAGCAGAGGUUACCAGUAGGGCCGCCGUCCGUGCUUCAGCAGCAGCAUCUGCGCCCGCCUCCAGGCCUAGCCGCAGCGGUAGUUGCGGGAGUGGGUAGAGACACCAGAGACAGCAGAAGCAGUCUACGCGACGACGAUAAUGAUUCCGAAACCGGUAGUGUGAUCUUCUCCCCGGUCCCGCAACCCGCGCACUUGCGAAAAGCCGCUGCGCGGAAAAAGAAGAGCGCGGAGGCCAGCGCAGCUGCGCCGGGUGUUGGGACAGGAGGAGCGGGGAUCGGGGGAGGAGGGGGAGCGGCGGGUUCAGGAGCGGCAGGCGGCAUUCAGGAGGGUGGAUCGAGUAACAAGACAGGUUCUGCCCAUGGAAGCUUCAGCAAUCAAACCUCCCCCACUCUCUCCUCCCCUUCCAAUGCGCUCUCUCCCCCCGGACUUGGCGCUACCUCUCUCGCCUCCAGCGCCUCUUCCUCCGCCUCUACCUUCUCCUCCGCUUCCGCCUCCGCGUUUUCCUCCGCCGCCAGCGCUGGCGGCGCUGACGUGGCGCCGUCACACAGCCAAUCGGGGCGCGGCAGGCAGGGCAUGGCGUCGGGGAAGGGGGAUGAGCAGGGGAAGGGGGGAGCGCCUUCACAGUCUCCCCGGUAUCAUCCCCCCCGGCCCUCUCCGCCCAAACAGCAGCCGCAAUCACAGCCGCAACAGCAGCCGCAGCAGCCGCAGCCACAGCAGCAGCAGCAAUUGGAACGUUUUCAAAGGGCUAAGAUGAGGCAGCAGCAGCAGCAGCAGCAACAACAACAACAGCAGCAGCAGCCACAGCAGGGUGGAAUUCCGUGGCUGAACCGAGACGGGGGUGAUGGUGGCGCGGGGGAGGGAGAGUACGAGGGGGAAGAGGAGGAGGAGGAGGAGGGGGACGAGGAGGAGGGUGAGAUGGCGGAGGUGGUGCGGCGGGCGCGCACACUGCCCAACUCCGCGCAGGAGAGCGGGGGAGUGUUGCACGCGCUCACUGUUGCGCUGCAGGCCGUGCAGGACGACCAGCAGUACGAUCCUUCCCCCUACACCCCCUCGCGCCCCUCCCCGCCUCUCCGCAGCUCCAGCACGGGCAGCGCAGCCGCACGCGCGCAUAUGCCCUCCUCCUCCUCCGCCUCCUCCGCCGUUGCUGUGGGGCGUGGGGCAAGCGGCGGCGCUGCGGGCGCCGGGAGAGGCGGCACGGCGUUUCCUCUCUCCUCCUCCUGCAACUCAGUGCCGGGAAGAGCGUCAGGCGCGUUGGGAGCAUCAGGGCCAUCAGGGGGGGCAGUAGGGGCGUCAGGAGCAGGUGCGAGUGUUGGCAGCAGUCGCAACCCGCUCAAGAGAGAGUCGUCUCUGUCGUCCUGUGAUGCCGCCAGUGUGGUUGGCAGCGUGUGCGGCAGCGUGGUGAGCAUCAGCGGCGGUGGGGGGGACAGUGGCGGCAGGAGCAGGAGUGGGAAGAGCAAGGAGGAGAAGCUAGCAGGGCUGCCCAUGCUGCCUCCUCCCCACGCCACUCAGAUUGUCAAGUGCACGUAUUGUGGGCAGAAUCUAUCGCUCCCCAAGAAGCUACCCACGCCCAAGAGUGGCGUGCAGAAGCUGCGGUGUGGUAAAUGCCUCAAAGUCUGCAAAUACCUGCCCUUCCAAUCACCCGUCCCCGCCUCCCCUCCGCCAUCCCACUCCGCCCUGCCCUCCCUCCCCACCUCCUCCCCGAGCUCUCUCCCCGCCUCCUCGCCUCCCUCCUUCCCCCUGUCCGCUACGUCUUGCACUGUGGCGUCAGGGCAAGGCGCGGGGAUGGGGGUUGGGGCGGGCAGGCAGGGGGGAGCGUAUGGUGUGAGCGGGAGCGGGAGCGGGAAUGGGUAUGGGUAUGGGGGGGAAGAGGAAGGGCGGUGGGGGGCGAAUGCGAGGGGUGGAGAGGGUUGGGAGGCUGGAGGAGGGGUUGGGAUGGGAGGUGGAGGGUAUGGUGAUGAAGCGGGGUAUGGUGGGGAGGGGGGCAGUCCAUAUGGGUAUGGAGCGCAGAAUGGGUAUGGACGGGGAGGGGGGUAUGGUGGGGGCGGGGCGGGGGCAGGGGAGGGGGACUGGGAGGAUGAGGAUGGGGAGGCGGAUUUCGGGUUUGAGGACCCGUGCCCUCCUGGAAACGCAGGGAUGGCAUAUGGCCAGCAACAGCAGUGGCAACAGCAACAGCAACAACACCAGCAGCAGCAGCAGCAGCAGCAGCAACCGCAGCAGGUGGGAGGAGUGGGCAGAGGGGGGCGCGUGGGAAACACGGGGUUUCAGAGGGUUCAGAGUGCAGGGGGGAGGGUGCAAGCCGUGGCUGUGGCAGCAGGGAUGGCUCCUGACUCGAGCAGCCGGCAGUUUGUUCGCGCUGGCAGCAGUGCUGCCGCCUACCAAGGAAACUUCAACCUUGGUGAGGGUGCAACCGGGGGAGGUGUAUAUGGCGAGGGGUAUGGGGAGGAGGAAUACAAGGAAGGAAUGACAGAUGAGUACGGAGGAGGGUAUGGUGGCAUGGAUGGGCAGGGAUUUUCAGGGGAGGCGGAAGAGGAGGUGGAGGAGGAGGAAAUUGCAGAUGGGGAGGAGGAUGAGGAAGGGGAGGAGGACAUGUAUGGAGAUCUGGAAACAGAGCUAGAGGCAGCAACAAUGGCAGAAGCAACCGGGGGCGUGUAUAGCCAGUCUGCGUCUCCCUGUACUCCUCACAGAGGUGGACCAGGGAAAUCCAGAGGAGUAGGGGUCGCAUCAGCCACUGCUGGUGCUGCAGGGAGUAGCAUGAAGAGCACGGGCCAAGGGGCAGAGGGCAAGCGCAUGGCACGGUGUAUGACUAUGAACGUGGUGGGUACUGCUAGUUCUGUUGCUACAGCCGCUGCUACAGCCACCACUCCUGGGCAGCACAAGGGCCCACGGCACAUGCGCAGUGGGAGCAGCAGCAGUAGCAGCGGCGCAGGGAUGGCAGGAAACAGUGGCAGGUUCAAGAACCAUGUGCAGAGCAGCCCACCCGGGGGCAACAACCGUGGCAGCAGCAACAACGGGGAGAGCCCACCUAGGGGCUUCUACGGGCAGGGUGCUGCUGCUGGUGCUGCUGCUGCUGCUGGCGGGGCAGACGGGGCGAGUCGUGGUGGUAUGACCAGGGCACGCUCAUCGUUGGAUCUGGAGGCGAAAGGCAGGCCCUUUCCGUCUUCCUCUUCCUCUGUCAUCUCCGCUGUUUCCCCCCGUCGCCCCACCAGCAGAGGCGCCUCCUCCCUCAUCUCCAUGCCUGUGUCCGCCUCUAUUCCUGCAAUGGGUCCCGGUGCGGGGUUUGGGGCCGGCGCCACUGGAGCUAGUGCUGGUGUGGGCGGUGUGUUUCCUGGAUCUUCGUCCGUCCCUGCAGCUACAACCUCCCAGUCGUUCCUGGCCGCGACACAUCCCAGCCACGGCAGGGUGACUGCUCGGAGCAGCAACACAGCGGCACAUGUAGCAGCGACGGCAGCAGCGGUGGCAGCGGCGGCAGCAGGAGGAGGAGGGGUGCAUCAGCAGCACGAGCCGUGGGGCCAAGGCAGACCACCCCCCAAUGGGGUCGUCACAGUGGCUGCCACUGCUACUGCUGCUGCAGGGAAGGGCGCUGCUGCUACCGCUGCUGGCCGAGGUGGGAAGGGGGGCACAGGAAGCAGCAGUCGGGGCAAUUCGAGUUGCUCGGUGAGGAACGGGCAAGGAGGGGCAGCAGCGGGGGUGGUGGGUGGGGGAAGAGGGGAGGAGGCGUACAGCAGGGGCGUGGUGGUGAAUGGCGUGCCCAUCUCAGAUGCGCACGUGCAUGAGGCAGAGGCCAUGGCAGGCCCUAUUCACCCCGGCUCCUACUGGUACGACGCCUAUGCUGGCUUCUGGGGCAUCAUGGGGGGACCAUGCCUUGGAGUCAUCCCGGCGAGCAUAUGGGCGGUGGCGCACGCACCCAUGCCACAGGACUGCUGUGGGGGCACUACGGGUGUGGUGGUGAACGGGCGCGAGCUGACGCCGCGGGAUCUGACCAUCCUCAAGGGGAGGGGGUUGCCCAUGGUGCCGGGGUUCUACUCGCUCACUAUUGAUGGCGAGCUACAUGACGAGUCCACGGGGCGCCAUAUCAAGUCGCUUGGGAAACUCGCUCCCUCGUAA
Messenger RNA from Closterium sp. Naga37s-1, 4446 nucleotides. Lineage: Eukaryota; Viridiplantae; Streptophyta; Zygnematophyceae; Desmidiales; Closteriaceae. The record is from the annotation of a GenBank genome assembly.